Messenger RNA from Miscanthus lutarioriparius, 486 nucleotides. Lineage: Eukaryota; Viridiplantae; Streptophyta; Magnoliopsida; Poales; Poaceae. The record is from the annotation of a GenBank genome assembly.
AUGGAUGCACAGCUGCACUACUCCAGGCGACUCCUGCUACAGCUGCAGGGGCCGGCCGCGUGCCCAUCACCCGGCGCCGUUCCGGACGCUCGGCUGGUCCCGGCAGCGGCAGGCGAGCUCAACUCCGACGCGAUCCUCACCCUCGCGCUCCUCACGUGCGGCCUCGUCGCGGCGCUCACGUUCCGCGUCGUGCUCCAGUGCGCGCUCCGCGUCACGCGCGGCGCGUGCUGCGGCGGAGCCGACGACGACGACCCCGAGGAGCAGGAGCAGGCGCUGCCGUGCCUGGCGUUCUCGGCGGGGCUGGAGAUGGCCGGGUCGUCGCGGUCGGAGUGCGCCAUCUGCCUCACCAAGUUCGCCCGCGGGGAGGCGGUGCGCGUGCUGCCGCGCUGCAACCACGGCUUCCACGCGCGCUGCAUUGACCGCUGGCUCGCGGCGCGGCCGACGUGCCCUACCUCGCGCCGUUUGCCGCCCACCGCGUUUCUGUAG